AUGGCAUCUAAUGAGCAUGAGUUGGACAAGCGGGAGCUCCCCCAAGAUGGGUGUAUUGAGGAAUCGGAGACGAAGGAACGAGAGAUCCGCGGCAUCAACUGGAUCGUGAUCUGCGUUUCACUUUAUAUCACUUGCUUUCUCUACGGACUGGAUACCACGAUCGCUGCCGAUGUCCAAGGCCCUGUCAUCGGGGCAUUCGGUCAUGUCGACCAAUUCUCCUGGAUCGGAGCCGGUUUCCCAUUGGGCUCAGUAUGUGUCAUUCUCUUACUCGGCACCCUUUUCAACACCUUCAACAUGAAAUGGGUCUACAUUGCAACCAUGGUGCUUUUUGAGGCGGGCUCGGCUCUUUGUGGCGCCGCACCAAAUAUGAACGCUCUGAUUGUUGGCCGUGUUAUCGCUGGUGCUGGUGGAAGUGGUAUCUACCUUGGAUCACUACAAUACAUGGCUGUCAUGACAGUGGAGAAGGAACGUGGUCUUUAUAUGGCUCUCAUAGCCGUCUUCUGGGGCUUUGGGUGUGUUUUGGGGCCUCUAAUCGGUGGUGCCUUUGCCGUGUCCUCAGCCACCUGGCGCUGGGCCUUCUACAUCAACCUGGUGAUCGGUGCCGUCUCCGCGCCGGCAUUUAUUAUCUAUCUCCCAUCUAUCUGUCUCAUGCAAGGCGUUCAUAUGCGAGAAAAGCUGACUUCCAUUGACUUUGUCGGCUUCAUUCUUGGGUCCGGCAUGUGGGUUAGCUUUCUCCUCGCGUUCACAAUGGCCGGUAGCCAAUGGCCAUGGAACGAUGGACGCACUAUUGCCACUUUUGUUGUAUUUGGUGUGGUCCUAGCACUCUAUGCCUUACAACAGUACUUUGCUAUCUUUACCACCCCCGCUCGACGCGCAUUCCCUGGGCACUUGUUGCGCGAUCGUACACAGGUGCUUCUAUUCGUCGUGACAGCGGCUGGAACCACCUCAGUAUUUGUCACCGUCUACUAUCUCCCUAUCUACUUUCAGUUUGUGAAUAGCGACGGCGCCCUUAUGGCAGCCGUCCGUCUACUGCCAUUCGUCGUCAUCGCCGUCGCGGCCAAUCUUGUCUCCGGGUCGCUUCUCCAUUUCAUUAAGCUCUACAAAGUCAUCUUCCUCAUCGCCAGCGUUUUCUUGCUGGUUGGUGAUGGUCCCCUGGUAGCUUAUUUGAAACCCAGCACGACGACGGGAACUAUCUAUGGGCUUUCAAUCCUCGCUGCGGUAGGAGGUGGCCUGUCUAUGGUUACUGGCUAUACAGUUUCUACCUUGACGACCAAACCUGAAGACACAGGCGCUGGGCUGAAGAUGCAGAAUGUUGCCCAAAUUGGUGGCCAAGUCAUUGCACUUGCUGUCGCAGGACAGAUCUACCGAUCGCGGGCCAUUGAAAAUCUGCAUUCUACUCUUGCUGGUCACGGAUACUCUUACUCAGAAAUUUGGAGCGCGGUGGCCGGUACGCAGAGUACAUUGUUUGAAAAGCUGGAGGGUACACUACGGGAUCGAGCAAUUGAUGCCAUCUCGCAGGCAAUGCGGAUGACGUUUGUGCUAGUUCCCGUUGCUGGGGCCGUUAUGUUUGUUGCGGCAAUGUUCAUGAAAUGGGAGAAGCUUUUCGGCUAUGGUGUUGCUGUGGGUGGUUAA
Messenger RNA from Penicillium samsonianum, 1632 nucleotides. Its product is annotated as major facilitator superfamily transporter. The record is from RefSeq and is a predicted model, not a curated record. The transcript has a single exon. Lineage: Eukaryota; Fungi; Ascomycota; Eurotiomycetes; Eurotiales; Aspergillaceae. Gene Ontology annotation, molecular function: transmembrane transporter activity. Gene Ontology annotation, biological process: transmembrane transport. Bases 1 to 1632 code for a protein of 543 amino acids.